GUGACGGAGCGAGCGGCUGUUGGAGGAAGGAGGUGGGGGCCGGGAGUGCAAAUGGCGUUGAGAUGGUUCAGGGCCCUGUUCAAACUCCAGCGCUGACCAUUCACCGGCGGAAACGGCGGCGCAGGAGGCGGCGGCGGCCUAGCGGGGGCACGUAGCGGGCUCCGGUACCGGCUCCGGCGGCGGCGGCGGCCAGGGAGGCCUAGGCCCGGGCCCGGCCGGUGGCGCUCAAGGCGGGGAGGGAAGUUGCGGUGCCGCCGCUCCUCCCCCCCCUCCUCCACCGGGUUUCCUAUUUACCCAGAGCGGAGUCGCGGGUUCUGACGGUGGCGGAGCCCCUUGCCUCUCUUCCCGCACAAGCCGGCCCUGUUCUCCCGCGCGGGGCUCCCGCGCCCGUCCGUGGGCCGUUGGGAGCAGGAGAGGCGGAGGCGGCCCGAGGCCAAAGCACCCGCCAGGCGCCGAGGAGAAUAUGAAACAGGUGUCAAAAUGACAUCCAGAUUUGGGAAAACAUACAGUAGGAAAGGAGGAAAUGGCAGUUCAAAAUUUGAUGAAGUCUUUUCCAACAAACGGACCACCCUUAGCACAAAAUGGGGAGAGACCACAUUUAUGGCUAAAUUAGGGCAGAAGAGGCCCAAUUUCAAACCAGAUAUCCAAGAAAUUCCGAAGAAACCUAAAGUGGAAGAAGAAAAUACUGGAGAUCCUUUUGGAUUUGAUAGUGAUGAUGAGUCUCUACCAGUUUCUUCAAAGAAUUUAGCCCAGGGUAAGGGUUCCUCUUACUCAGAAUCUAGUGAAGCUGCUCAGCUGGAAGAGGUCACUUCUGUACUUGAAGCUAAUAGCAAAAUUAGUCAUGCAGUGGGUGAAGACAGUGUUGUAUCUGAUAAAUGCUUACAUUUGGAAGAAACUUUGGUUGGGAAAGAAAAGAGCACAAACCGUAUCGUAGAAGAUGAUGCAAGCAAAAGUAGCUGUGCUAAAUUAAUGACUUCAGAUAAAAUGGAGAAUUUUAGUGAAGAAUAUGAAAAGAAUAGUCACCAUAUUUACAAAAAUGCUGAAGAUAGUACUAAGAAACCCAAUGCAGAAACAACUGUAGCUUCUGGAUACAGAGCUGAUGAAAUCAAGGAAACAAAUGAUACUUGGAACUCCCAACUUGGAAAAAGGUCAGAAUCUCCAUCAGAAAUAUCUCCCAUUAAGGGAUCUGUAAGAACUGGUUUGUAUGAAUGGGAUAAUGAUUUUGAAGAUAUCAGAUCAGAAGAUUGUAUUUUAAGUUUGGAUAGUGAUCCUCUUUUGGAGAUGAAGGAUGAGGAUUUUAAAAACCGGUUGGAAAAUCUAAAUGAAGUCAUUGAGGAAGACAUCGUGCAAAGUGUUCUUAGGCCAAGCAACUGUAGGACGUACUGUAGGGCCAAUAAAGCAAAAUCCUCACAAGGAGCAUCAAAUUUUGAUAAGCUAAUGGACGGCACCAGUCAGGCCUUAGCCAAAGCAAACAGUGAAUCAAAUAAAGAUGGCCUGAAUCAGGCAAAGAAAGGCAGUGUAAGUUCUGGGACCAGUUUCAGAGGGACGGUUGGACGGACUAGAGAUUACACUGUUUUACAUCCAUCUUGCUUGUCAGUUUGUAAUGUUACCAUACAGGAUACUAUGGAACGUAGCAUGGAUGAGUUCACUGCAUCAACCCCUGCAGAUUUGGGAGAAGCUGGCCGUCUAAGAAAAAAGGCAGAUAUUGCGACUUCUAAGACCACUACUAGAUUUCGACCUAGUAAUACUAAAUCUAAAAAGGAUGUUAAACUUGAAUUUUUUGGUUUUGAAGAUCAUGAUGAGACAGGAGGUGAUGAAGGAGGUUCUGGGAGUUCUAAUUACAAAAUUAAGUAUUUUGGCUUUGAUGAUCUCAGUGAAAGUGAAGAUGAUGAUGAAGAUGACUGUCAAGUGGAAAGAAAGACAAGCAAAAAAAGAACUAAAACAGCUCCAUCCCCCUCCUUACAGCCUCCUCCUGAAAGCAAUGAUAAUUCCCAGGACAGUCAGUCUAGUGCUAAUAAUGCAGAAAACUUGGAUUUUACAGAGGACUUGCCUGGUGUGCCUGAAAGUGUGAAGAAGCCCCCAAAUAAACAAGGAGAUAAAUCAAAAGAAAACACCAGAAAGAUUUUUAGUGGUCCCAAACGGUCUCCUACAAAAGCUGUAUAUAAUGCCAGACAUUGGAACCAUCCAGACUCAGAAGAGCUACCUGGGCCACCAGUAGUAAAACCUCAGAGUGCCACAGUGAGGCUGUCUUCAAAGGAACCAAAUCAAAAAGAUGAUGGAGUUUUUAAGGCUCCUGCACCACCACCCAAAGUGAUAAAAACUGUGACAAUACCUACUCAGCCCUACCAAGAUAUAGUUACUGCACUGAAAUGCAGAAAAGAAGACAAAGAAUUGUAUACUGUUGUUCAGCAUGUGAAGCACUUCAAUGAUGUGGUGGAAUUUGGUGAAAAUCAAGAGUUCACUGAUGACAUUGAAUACCUGCUAAGUGGCUUAAAGAGCACUCAGCCUCUAAACACACGUUGCCUUAGUGUUAUUAGCUUGGCUACUAAAUGUGCCAUGCCCAGUUUUCGAAUGCACCUGAGAGCACACGGAAUGGUAGCAAUGGUCUUUAAAACCUUGGAUGAUUCCCAGCACCAUCAGAAUCUGUCCCUUUGUACAGCUGCCCUCAUGUACAUACUGAGUAGAGAUCGUUUGAACAUGGAUCUUGAUAGAGCUAGCCUAGAUCUAAUGAUUCGACUUUUAGAACUGGAACAAGAUGCUUCUUCAGCUAAGCUACUGAAUGAAAAAGACAUGAACAAAAUCAAAGAAAAAAUUCGAAGGCUCUGUGAAACUGUACACAACAAGCAUCUUGAUCUAGAAAAUAUAACGACUGGGCAUUUAGCUAUGGAGACCUUGCUGUCCCUUACUUCUAAACGAGCAGGAGACUGGUUUAAAGAAGAACUCCGGCUUUUGGGUGGUCUGGAUCAUAUUGUAGAUAAAGUGAAAGAAUGUGUGGAUCAUUUAAGUAGAGAUGAAGAUGAAGAGAAACUGGUAGCCUCAUUAUGGGGAGCAGAGAGAUGUUUACGAGUUUUAGAAAGUGUAACAGUGCAUAAUCCAGAGAAUCAAAGCUACUUGAUAGCAUAUAAAGAUUCACAACUCAUUGUUUCUUCAGCUAAAGCAUUACAGCAUUGUGAAGGAUUGAUUCAGCAGUAUAAUCGUGCUGAGAACAGCAUAUGCUUACCUGACAGUAAGCCUCUGCCUCACCAGAAUGUAACCAACCACGUGGGCAAAGCAGUAGAAGACUGCAUGAGGGCCAUCAUUGGGGUAUUGCUCAAUUUAACUAAUGAUAAUGAGUGGGGCAGUACCAAAACGGGAGAACAGGAUGGCUUGAUUGGCACAGCAAUGAACUGUGUGCUUCAGGUUCCAAAGUACCUACCUCAGGAGCAGAGAUUUGAUAUUCGAGUGCUGGGCUUAGGUCUACUGAUAAAUCUAGUGGAGUAUAGUGCUCGGAAUCGGCACUGUCUUGUCAACAUGGAAACAUCAUGUUCUUUUGAUUCUUCCCUCUGUAGUGGAGAAGGAGAUGAUAGUUUAAGGAUAGCUGGACAAAUUCAUGCCGUUCAGGCUUUAGUGCAGCUUUUCCUUGAGCGAGAACGAGCAGCCCAGUUGGCAGAAAGUAAAACAGAUGAAUUGAUCAAAGAUGCUCCCACCACUCAGCAUGAUAAGAGUGGAGAGUGGCAAGAGACAAGUGGAGAAAUACAGUGGGUAUCAACUGAAAAGACUGAUGGUACAGAAGAGAAACAUAAGAAGGAGGAGGACGAUGAAGAACUUGACCUCAAUAAAGCCCUUCAGCAUGCUGGCAAACACAUGGAGGAUUGCAUUGUGGCCUCAUACACAGCGCUACUUCUUGGGUGUCUCUGCCAGGAGAGUCCAGUAAGUAAUAGUUCAGUAUUGUUUUAUGUGUCUUAAAAAGAUUGCAUUGUGACAACUUUGUACCAUUACCUAAUUAACUUAUGUA
This is a messenger RNA of Leptonychotes weddellii (Weddell seal), 3994 nucleotides long. The record is from RefSeq and is a predicted model, not a curated record. NCBI's taxonomy places the organism in Eukaryota, Metazoa, Chordata, Mammalia, Carnivora, Phocidae.